Molecule: messenger RNA, 1893 nt
Organism: Aspergillus tanneri
Lineage: Eukaryota; Fungi; Ascomycota; Eurotiomycetes; Eurotiales; Aspergillaceae
Product: serine hydrolase domain-containing protein
Exons: 4
Coding region: 1-1893 (630 amino acids)
Source: RefSeq, a predicted model, not a curated record
AUGAAAUUUCUCUACAACUUUCUCUCCCUCCUCACCAUUUCAUCCGCUCAAUUUCCCUCCCCUCCUUCUCUCACCCCGACUCCCUCCUAUCCCGGCUGUCCUCCAGAUGGUCCUCUUCUCCCCCGACCCUCCAACCUCGCCCAGUCCCCUGACUUCCAGUCCGCCGCGAAGAACCUCACUUCCGCCCUGGACGCAGCGGUCGGUGGCACUCUCAAGGCAGGCUGGAAUGUUGACAACGUCUCCUUCUCUCUGGCAGUGGUGUCGCCGAACGGACCCCAAUCUAUCAACCAACCUCUGUGGGAGUAUCACCACCACGCCAGGAACAACACCCAGGGCGUGAAAACCGUUACCCGCGACACCCAGUACCUGGUCGGUUCGAUUUCCAAGGUCUUCUCAGCGCUGGUCCUGCUGAGGUCCGGUGUGGACCUGCAGUUGCGUGUGACGGAUUUCUUCCCGGAGUUGAAACAGUCGAGGAUUGCUUGGGAUGAAAUCACGCUGGAUACGUUGGUGGAACAUUCUGCUGGGAUUUCUCCCAACUUGGUUUAUGAAUUCUUCUUCCUGGAACCGGUCUACAAGAGUCUGGGGUUCCCUGCGCUGAAUGAAUCGCAGUACCCGGACUGCGGCGUGACCGGUCUGAAUAAAUACUGCUCUAGAGAACAAAUCUUCCAUGAGCUCCGUACCAUGAACCCUGUGGUGCCUGUCAAUUCGAAACCCAUCUACUCGCAACUUUCGUUUCUAGUCUUCUCGCUCUGUCUGGAGAAAGCCACCGGCAAGAACUACACCCAACUCUUGCAUGAGACGGUCAUCCAGCCAUUGAACCUGUCCAACACGGGUGUCUCACCGGGCGAUAGCGCGAAAGCAGCAAUCCCCAAUGGGAUGUCUUCAUGGGGAUCCGACUAUGGUUACAAUGCACCAGGAGGCGGUCUGUACUCCUCCACUGCAGACCUGACCACCGUCCUGAAUCACAUCCUCAACCAUACCAUCCUGUCGACACCCUCCGCCGUGCGAAAAUGGCUCAAACCAUACUCCAUGACCAGUUCUCCAAACAAUCUGGUUGGCAAACCAUGGGAGAUCCUACGCACGACGCACCUCACUCCGGACCACCCCCACACCAUCGACAUCUAUGGCAAAUCCGGUGGUGCGGCGGGCUACGUCUCGCAGAUCGGGGUCAUCGAUCAAUAUGGCGUCGGCGUAGUGGUGACGACGGCGGGACCGGUCGACUCGAUGAAUAUCCUCUAUCAAUCUGUAUUGGGGACUUUCAUGCCUGCCAUCGAAACGGAGACGCGACGACAGGCAAGACAGUACACGGGGGAGUGGAAAGCCCAGUCUCUCCCUCCCAUCCACUCUCACUCUCAGACUCACUCUCAGUCCCAGAAAAAGCUAAAUAUCCGUGACGAUGGGAUCCACCUGACUCUUACACAAGAUUCGCACGCAGGAAUCAAGAUCACGAAUCUCACCCGCAAUGGGACCUCCAUCCUCCAGGCCAUCGAAACCGUCUUCCUAUCCACUUACACGUCGGUGGGGUUUGGAAUUCUAGGGACGGAAUUCCGCCUGUACCCAACGGAGCUGGAAUACGCGGUACCGAAGGAGGAAACGCGCGCACUGCUGGCGCAGAUGGGUCAGACGAGCAGCCGCACGAACGACGACGGCCAAAGUCUUGUGCGUCAAGAGUGGCGCGUGAAUCUGGAUAUCAUACCGCUGGACGGGGCGGCCAUGUCGCAGUUGCCCGGACAGGGAAGUCUGGAUGCGUAUUGCGCAUCGUGGCAGGUAGUGGAUUGGAUGCGGUAUGGAGGCGAGGCGUUAGAUCGGGUGGUGUUUGUUCUUGAUGAAAAUCAGACGGUGUUAGGGGUAGAGGUACCUGUUUUGAGGGGAGGGUUGCUGAAGAGAUCUUAA